AUGACAUUCCUGACAGGCGUUCCGAGCGGAGCACGUGAUUCCUGUGAACGAGCAAGCUCGGGCCCUGGCAACAUGAUCUCUCAAGCUGUUAAGGAUGGAGGUAUAGGCGACGUUGCCUUUGUUACGUGCCAUGGGGAGACUGCACAUGUACCAGUGACCGGGUGGAUUGUCCAUGUGAGCGAGAGCGUGGCUUGUUUGGCUACGGCUUUGGGCGCUCUCGAGAAAGUGGCUAGCAAGACUAGCUACAAAUCGGGAUCGACCGAAAUCGGGGUGAUCAAGGUGAGCCUGGCCGCUCUUCGAAGCAGCCGACCCGACGGCUGGACUGGACUGAAGGUGAAAGACCUGCCCUCCUGGAGUGCAUGCCAGAAGGCCUGGACGCAGGUCGCCGACCGCGACCUGAACAGCAGCGAGGCCGAGCCGAAGCCGACCGAGAAGCCCGCGAAGGGCAAGAGCCGAAUCGAGCAGGAGCUGGGAUCGCUGAAGAGUUUAUUCGGGGCCGCCGGCCCGGGGGACGACAGCGACGAGGACGAGGAGGAGACCGACGAGGACGACGGCGAGGCUUUGGAACCGCGGGGCUUCCUUCGACCGGGGGCGUCUUCGAAGCGGAAGGAGAAGCCCAAGAAGAAGGAAAAGGAGAGCGCGCCCAACCUGGCCAAGGCCCUUGCCGGAGGCCAGAGUGCGGCCGACCUUCUUCCUUUGGCGCUGCUGGCCAUGCUGGGAAACGAGAAAAAGGAGAAGAAGCGAGGCCGGAGCAGCCGGUCCGAGCAGGGCGACCUGGACAGUCGCCAUGGUGGUUCGUCCUCCGACGAGUCGGAAGACGGGCGGCACAUCAAGAACCGCGGCCUUCGGGCCGUAAGCACCUUGCACCGGCUCCACGACAGGAUCCAGAAGAAGCCGCUGAAGAUUUGCGAGACCUACGAAAGAGAGAUCCGGGAGGAGAUGGGGGUGAUCCCCGGCCAGAGCUGGACCAUGCGGGACUACGUGAAGAAGCAGCCGUGGGGAAAGUUCAAAGGGAUCUAUCGGUGCAUGAUGAUGGAUGUUGCCGCCUACGAGCAGCUGCGGGCGGGGAACCACGAAGUGGCUGGAGCACAGCUGGUGCAGAACAUGAAGGCCAAGCUUCAGUCGGUCCUUCAGGGGGGCGACUGGAGCGCAGCCUGGCUCUUGACGGGGCUUCCAGAUCCGAUGCAGAAGCGGGAUUUUGCGGGGACUCGCGAGGAGAUGCCCGUUGUUUCGGGCUACGUGGAGGCCUUGGCGAAUCUGCGCAAGAAGGUGAAGGAAGCCCAGGCAGGCAACGCGGGCGAGGAGGACGAGGAGCCGGUCGGCAAUGACGUGCCGCUCUUCCCGGCCCUGCUCCCUUAUCCCGAGGCCUCUUUUGUCGAGGAGGUCGCCGACUCUGACUCAGCAUUGCUUUGGUGGGCCAAGUCAUUCGUAAACACGUUUGUUGGCUGGUCUAACUUUGUGGUGCUGGGCUGCCCGGCGUUGGGGAGCAGUGCGUUGGAGCCGCGAGUUUUUCACAGAGGUGAUGUACAGUUAUUGUCUGAGAAGCUGCUCGGCGAGGUGGUCGAAUUUGUUAAUGUUGGGUUGGCUUUUGAUUCUCUAGAAUUUUCAGGCAACAGGUCUGUUCUGGAAGAGAUGCUCCGGCUCAACUGUGCAAGCUAUGGAGUGGGUCAGGUGCCUGCUCCGUCUGGCGCUCUUGCUGUGGCCGCUGAUCGGGUGGCUGUGCCGGAGCUUGCCGGCGUUGUGGACCCAUUGGACUGGCUGCCUCCAAGCCAGGCGAUGGUGGUGGAACAUUUGGAGGACAUUCGCCUCCCGGAGCAUGCUUGGGGUGAGACCGUGGUUGCGUGCCACCGGGUCCCGAAGGAGCACGAAGGCGAGCUCGCUCGCAAAUUGCUGCGCGCCGGGAUGGCGAAGCUUGUGGCGGAGAAGGACCUGCCGAGGACCUCAGAAGGCAGGCUGCUUUGCGGGGGCUUGUUCAGCGUGGAAAAGGAUCAGCACAGCGACCGCUUGAUAUACGACCGCAGGCCGGAGAAUGCGACCAUGCCCAGCCUGGGUUGGGAGGCCCUGCCUUCCGGAGCUUGUUAUGUGCGCAUGUUGCUUGAGCCCCACGACCACGAGUACUUGAAGGGUUCCGGUGAUGAUCUGAAAAAUUUCUACUACAUGCUGAAACUCCCUGCUGGCUGGGUCCGCUUCAACCCGGUAGGCCGCCGGGUGCCAAAGAAGAUCGUCGAGGAGUUUGGCGGCGACCCUGCUCUGGACCAUCGGUUGUGCUUCAGGGUUUUGGGGAUGGGUGAUAAGAACGCUUGUUCGAUAGCGCAGGCAACCCACGAAAGUAUCUUGAAAAAGGGAGGCCUCUUGGAUUCCAAGCAUAAGCUGGUCUAUGGCGAGAACGUUCCUGAUGAUGCGCUUUGGGAGGGGAUCUACCUGGAUGAUUUGUUAAUCACUUUGAAGGUGGCGACCCCCGACGUGAUCCCUCUGGAUGGUGAAGUUCAAGGCCUGGGGCGCCGAGGUGGACGGGGUGGCUGGCCGCGUCGGGGCCCUUUGGAGAUGCGGAGGCAGCUGUGGGCCUUACUUGCUCGUACCGUGCGGCUGGGCCGUGUGACGAAAGAGAUCCUGGAAAAGCUCGCGGGGUUCAUUGCCUUCGUUUUCCAGUAUACGCGGGAGUGCUUCGCUCUUCUUCAUCACUUCUACGUGUUCACUUCAAAGCUGCCUGCGGGGAAGAGUGUCCGGUUGCCAGGUUACAUUGCCGACGAGCUGCGAGCCGUGGCCCUGCACUUACCCAUGGCCUCUUGGAACAUGCGAGCUCGGCUGUCCCGCUCCCUGCUGGCAACAGACGCCACACCUACAUCGGGAGGGGCCGCUCGGGCUCCGAUCUCGCAAGCUUUGGCUCGUGAGCUUUGGCGCCGUUCGAAAGUCAGGGGGGCCCCGGUCAGGUUGGAGCCAGGGUCUGAAGGAGUUCUGGCCGAGGCCCCGAUCGAGACUUCAAAGUUCGCGGCUUGCAUCUCGCCGUGCCUCCGUUGGCAGGUCGAGGGGAGCUACACGUUCAAGAAGACCCACCACAUAAACCUCCAGGAGGCGCGGGCCCUGAAGCGUGAGAUCGUGAAGCUCGCAAGCCACCCCGGGAACAUUGACACCAUACAAGUAGCCCUGAACGAUUCCACGGUGGUGGUAGGUGCUGAGUGCAAGGGUCGUUCGAGCUCUUUCCGGCUGAAUGGGAUCCUGAAUGCGCAGCUUCCUUUCCUGAUUUUUGGAGGCGUGCACCUGCGCUGCUUUGGGUGGAGACCGAAGCUAACAUAG
Symbiodinium sp. CCMP2592 is the source of this 3294-nucleotide messenger RNA. The record is from the annotation of a GenBank genome assembly. NCBI's taxonomy places the organism in Eukaryota, Dinophyceae, Suessiales, Symbiodiniaceae.